Ceraceosorus bombacis is the source of this 948-nucleotide messenger RNA. Lineage: Eukaryota; Fungi; Basidiomycota; Exobasidiomycetes; Ceraceosorales; Ceraceosoraceae. The record is from the annotation of a GenBank genome assembly.
AUGUCCACAUCCACGAAAGCCUCAAACGUCAGCAAGAGUGUCCUGAAUUCACUCAGGCACGAGCUCAAGCACUCGGUGAGUCAGUGCUGCUUGCCUUUUGCCAUGGCUAGCAACGUGUAUGCAGGCAAGUGCGGUCUUUUCAUCACGGAGCUCGUCAGGAUGAUGGAGGCAUUGGCGUGCCGCGGGACCCUUGGGAAUAUCCUGCGGAGGGGGAGGCAUCCCAGGUCCGGCAAGUUUGCCCAUGAAGCGUGAUUUGUGCUCACAAAUCGACGCUGUCCCCUUUCAGUUCGCAUCCUCCUUUUCCGCUGACACGCGUCUCCACUUCCGCUGCAAUUCCAUCACCCUUCCACGCACGGCACUCAGCGACGCAAUGUGGCCAACGUCUCCUCCGGCGAGACGGUCUCUCCUCUCUCGCUGUACGUAGAUCAAGUGGCUCGAGGUCUUGAGUCGGAGGACUCGGCAAAUGCGGAGAGCAGACGGAGACUCAAGCAGCUGCGAGAGCUCGAGCUGAUACUGAGGAGCAGCAGGGUGCACGCUGUGAGUAUCGCACCCGGUGUUGUGCGUCUGCACUCAGACCAUACGGCUCGCAUCACGCGCCCGGCUUGCCAAAGUGCGAAUGCUCGAAGAUCAAACGAGACGCAUCUCUGACCACGCUCUGCCUCGCACUCUCUUGCCUCUCUCGUUCCGCAGGAACUGCUUCAGCGGUACAAUCCUACGCACGGCAUGUCGGAAGCUGAGCGAAUCCGAACGAGCGCGCGCGUAGUCGGCUGGGAAGUUCCGCUGGAGUAUGUAGACGAAGAUGGAUCUCUAGCCAAGGCGGUAGCAGGCUUGGACAGCGCGGACGAGGGGCAGGUGCAAGAGAGCAGGAGGAAGGUGGAAGAGCUCAAAGCCAAGCACGAAGCCAAGGGCUACACGGGACCCUUGCCCUUCCCGCCCGAAUCGGGAUAG